CAGCUCCUCAGUACCUUCCUCUACCCUCAGCAUAACAUGAGCUCCCAUCUCUCCGAGCGGACGCGUAACGAUACAGAUGGUUUCUUUACGGUAUCCCGCUUUAUGCUGACCGAGACUGCUGUUGUUUAGGAAAGAAAAAAAAACUCCCUCCCCUGUUGCCGGUUUUGUGUUUUCUUGGAUGCGCCAUGCAAUCUCGCCAGUGGAGUUGUGGUGUUCGGCUGGUGGCAUGGACGUGGGUUUGGAGUCUGGCAUUGCUCGGAGCGUGGUGUAUCCCCGCAAAUGAAGUGAACCUGCUGGAUUCUCGCUCUGUGAUGGGAGACCUAGGAUGGGUGGCCUACCCUAAGAAUGGGUGGGAGGAGAUUGGUGAAGUAGACGAGGACUACGCCCCCAUCCACACCUACCAAGUGUGCCGGGUCAUGGAGCAGAACCAGAACAACUGGCUCCACACCAACUGGAUCCUGACCGAGGGCGCCCAGCGGGUCUUCAUAGAGCUCAAGUUCACCCUGAGAGACUGCAACAGCCUGCCUGGUGGGGUCGGGACCUGCAAAGAGACGUUUAACAUGUAUUACUACGAAACGGAUGGGGACGAGGAGGAAAUGGAGGAUGGAGAGAUGAGAGAUGGAACGGGGAUGACGGAGGAGGAAGACAGGGUGAUGAAGGAGAGCAGAUACAUCAAAAUUGACACCAUAGCAGCUGACGAGAGCUUCACAGAGCUGGACCUGGGGGACCGCGUGAUGAAGCUCAACACUGAAGUCCGUGAUUUAGGUCCUUUGACCCGAAAAGGCUUCUACCUGGCGUUUCAGGAUUUGGGGGCGUGCAUCGCUUUAGUCUCGGUGCGAGUUUUUUACAAACGCUGCCCGUUUCUGGUGAAGAGUCUGGCUGAGUUCCCCGACACCAUCCCAGGCUCAGAGGCCUCGCAGCUGGUGGAGGUGGUGGGCCGCUGCGUUAAUAACUCCCUGCCUCUGUAUGAACCUCCCAGGAUGCAUUGCAGCACGGAGGGAGAAUGGCUGGUGCCUAUCGGGAAAUGUGUUUGCCAGCCAGGGUUUGAGGAAAUCAACGGAUCAUGUCAAGUCUGCAGAGUGGGGUUUUAUCGCUCGUUGCUGGAGUCUCUGGCCUGCAGUAAAUGUCCACCUCACAGUGUGGCCAGGCAGACAGGAGCCACUGCUUGCAGCUGCGAGGAUGGAUACUAUAAGAUUGACUCUGACCCUCCCAAUAUGGCCUGCACACGCCCUCCCUCUGCUCCGCGCAAUGCCAUCUCCAAUGUCAACGAGACCAGCGUCUUCUUGGAGUGGUCUGUCCCCAUGGAGACAGGGGGCAGGAAGGACGUGCGUUACAACAUCCUGUGCCGACAGGUCUUGCCAGAUGGAAGGGGCCUGGAGGAAUGUGGCCCCAACGUACGUUUUCUGCCACGCCGUGUCAGCCUGUCAAACACCUCGGUGAUGGUGGCCGACCUGCAGUCACACACCAACUACAGCUUCCUGUUAGAGGCUGUCAAUGGGGUGUCAGAGCUGGCCAAGGACCACGCGAAGCAGUACGUGUCACUUAAUGUGACAACCAAUCAGGCAGCACCGUCCCCAGUGAGUGUGGUGAGGAAAGGUCAUACUGGGAAGAGCAGCAUUGCCCUUUCGUGGGCAGAGCCCGAUCGUCCUAAUGGUAUCAUCCUGGAGUACGAGAUCAAGUAUUUUGAAAAGGAACAGGACUCCAGUUACACUAUAAUAAAAUCCAAGGAGACUGAGAUGGUGGUGGAAGGCCUGAAGCCCUCUUCAGUCUACAUCUUCCAGGUGCGAGCAAGGACCUCAGCAGGCUAUGGCGCAUUUAGCCGGCGUUUUGAAUUCCAGACCAGCCCUUACUUAACUGCUACCAGUGAGCGUGCUCAGGCUUUGAUAGUAGCAGUGGCCAUCACGUUGGCUCUGGUCCUCCUGGCAGUGGUGGCUGGAUUCCUGCUUAGCGGACGGCGGUGUGGCUACAGCAAAGCAAAACAGGAUCCUGAGGAGGAGAAGAUGCACUUCCACAAUGGUCACAUUAAGUUCCCAGGGGUGCGUACCUACAUUGACCCCCUCACCUAUGAAGAUCCUAACCAGGCUGUACAUGAAUUUGCCCAGGAGAUUGACGUCUCAUUCAUCUCCAUAGAGAGGAUCAUCGGAGCCGGGGAGUUUGGAGAGGUGUGCAGUGGACCACUGAGACUGCCUGGGAAAAGAGAGAUCCAGGUUGCCAUUAAGACCUUGAAAGCAGGCUACACAGAGCAGCAGAGACGUGACUUCCUUUGGGAAGCGUCAAUCAUGGGCCAGUUUAACCAUCCGAACAUCAUCCGUCUGGAGGGCGUGGUCACCAAGAGUAAGCCAGUGAUGAUAAUCACUGAAUACAUGGAGAAUGGAUCACUGGACACAUUCCUUAAGAAAAAUGAUGGUCAGUUCACUGUAAUUCAGCUGGUCGGUAUGCUGCGUGGCAUCGCGUCUGGCAUGAGGUACCUGUCCGACAUGGGCUACGUCCACCGUGAUCUAGCAGCCCGUAACAUCUUGGUUAACAGUAACCUCGUGUGUAAAGUGUCUGAUUUCGGCUUGUCCCGGGUCCUGGAGGAUGACCCAGAGGCUGCGUACACCACACGGGGCGGGAAGAUUCCUAUUCGCUGGACAGCUCCAGAGGCGAUCGCAUACAGGAAGUUCACAUCAGCCAGCGAUGUGUGGAGUUAUGGGAUUGUCAUGUGGGAAGUGAUGUCAUAUGGAGAGAGGCCCUAUUGGGAGAUGUCCAAUCAAGAUGUAAUAAAAGCAAUAGAGGAAAGCUAUAGGUUGCCGGGUCCUAUGGACUGCCCCGAGGCUCUGUACCACCUAAUGAUGGACUGCUGGCAGCGAGAACGCAGCAACCGCCCCAAGUUUGAUGAGAUUGUCUGUCUACUAGACAAACUCAUUCGCAACCCCAGCUCACUAAAAAAACUGGUCAAUUCCUCACACAGGGUUUCCAACUUGUUAGUGGAGCACGCCAGUGUAGAAGGGGACUGUAGCACUCGGAGCCAGACUGUAGGGGAAUGGCUCGAUUCCAUCAAGAUGGGUCGUUACACUGAGCUCUUCAUGGAAGGUGGUUACUCGUCACUGGAAACAGUGGCUCAGAUGACAUCAGAGGAUUUGCGGAGAGUAGGCGUGAAUCUGGCUGGACAUCAGAAAAAAAUCAUCACUAGCAUUCAGGAGAUGAGAGUCCAUAUGAACAACACCAACUCUACUGUAAACAUCUGAUGCAUAUGUACAGGCACGCGCACACACACACACACACACACACACACACAUAGACGUAAACACAAUAUAUGGACCUAGUAUGUGACGAAAAGACUCAGAUUUGCUGUUGGACCUAGAGCGGCUUAGCACUUUCUACGGACAAGGAUACCCAGUGUUUAUGGAUCUAAACUGGAGAUCACAUUUUUGUGGUUUUGUGUGGAGUUUGCUUGUGGUGUCACUGGGGAUAUUUGACAUUGCAGGACUUAAACCAAACUGAACUGAACUGAGUGGUCCUACAUGAGGGGGAGAUGAUGGAAAGAUAAAUGAACUGAACUGCAUUAAGCUCAAGUGAAGACUUUUCAUUCUAAUUAUUCCAUUUGUGUGAAUCUUGGGGAUUCUGUUAUCUUGUGCACUGUUUGGAAUAUCUCAGAUCAGGCAUGAAACGUAAGACUGCAGAUGGCUCUGAAAGCAGUCAGCACUUUUUGUCUGUAUCACAAACAUGGGAGUUUCAUGCAGCGGGCUCAAACUGACAUUUUUCAGCCUGUCUCAGGUGAUCUGAGCCCAGUGGAUCUGAACAACACUGGUUUAUUCUGUGGCAGUUUUCUCUGGAAGUACAGUUCCAUCAGGCAUCAUUGAAUUGGACACCAUUCUCAGGCAGCGUAAACAUGUAAUAAUGGGUCACAAGAGCAAAAUCUUCAUUAGUUUACAUUUUUGCUUUGCCCUGUUGAUGUGCUUUGGUUUUUGUUUUCCUGUCUCAUGUCACAAGACUGCAGCUGUAAUUCUGCUGCGCAAAUCAUGGAAAGUCCACACUCAUAUUCAGUAUCACAUUCUUCAUUACCUUUCAAAGCAACACAAGACAAGAAUGCAUAAUGCAACCUUCAUUGUUUAAAGGGGAAUACAUUUAAAAUUGGGUCUUAUUGAGCCUACAGAGGAAAAGUGUUAAAAGAUACAAGGCUUUAGGCUUUGGAAUACUCUAUAUCUGUUCUUCAUGCUGAAUGUAUAGCACUACACAGAACACAAUGUUCAGUUGCAGCAUCAAACUGUUGUAGUUUGAUAUGUAAAUGCUGUUAAAAAUGGAUAGAAUGUGGCAAUAGAACCAUUCUGGUCCUUAAAACCAGCUUCUAAAUGAAGUUGCAGAUUGUACAAGACAUUCAGCUGGGUUUCUGUCAUCUUUGUUCUGAAAAUCUGUGAGAAUCUCCUCGAAGAUCUUUAUUAGUUCCUACAGAACUCACUCAGAAAAUUCCUUCAUAUACUUGAUUACUUCACUCAUAUUUUAAUGGAACUGUCACUCCAAUUCUGAGGAACCUUCAUGCAUAUUCUAGCAACAUCUAAAAUCAGUCUCACAGCUUCACUGAGAGUCUAACAGAACUGUUUACUGAGAAUCAACUGGAACCUUUCUUCAGUAUUGCAGCUUUCAUGCAGAUUCUGAUAAACCUUUACCGAGGUUCUAACAGCAACACUGGACAUUCAUACGGAACAGUCACACAGAUUGUACUGGAAAUACCACAUCAUGCCCAAAGGCACAUUUAGUAGGAUCCAGUGUAAUAUUCAAUCCAAUGGAAGUUUCAUUCAUGGAAAUUCAUGGAAUGUUCAGUCGAUCGUGAUUGAGUAUUUAUUCAAAUAAUAAUGGAUCUGCUACUCAGACUCUCAUGGAAAAGAUUGCACAGACUCUAGAGGGACUGUUUACUGAUAUUCUAAAGGAACCUUCACUCAGAUUCUAAAGGAACCUCUCUAUCUUCUGGGAUUCCAAUGCAGCCUUCACUCAAGAGUGCACUCAGAUCUUCAUGGAGCCUUCACUUAGAACCAACAACCUUCAGGUACGGCAGAAAACGCUCAGCAAUCUGUUCAGUUCACCGUGCCGCAAAAUCUGUCUGCCCCACACAUCUGCUACACCACAAUAAACCUCACUCUUAACAGGACUGCUGAAAGUAAGGAGGCAAUAUUGAUCAACUUGAUAAUCAUUUAUUUAUUUAUACUUGUUUAAAGAAAUGAGCAAAAAUGAUGUAGACAGUUUGUGUUUCAUCAUAAUACUCUUGUGGACUACUGAGCAGCUCUGCCCACGUCUUUCAUGUAUAUAAUGUAUUAUAUAUUUAAAGCAGGGAGCAUCGUUCUUAUGUCUACCAUCACGUGGACAAGUUGGUAUUGAUUAAGAGUAGUAUACAUUAGUAAAUAGUGACAAAUAUUCAAAAUCAGCAUUCCUGCUACUUUGACACGGGCCAAUGUCAGGUGGGGGCAACCAGCACAUCUGUCUCCAACUAAGAAGGCCGGGUAUGCAGACAGAUCAAUAUUCAUAUUAUGUUGUUGAUGAUUGUGUUUCAUUUCAAGUUCUGAUGCAAGACCUACAGAUAUUUUCAACUGGCUUCUGUAGUUUCUAAAAGCAGGAGAAGUAUGCACAGGGACUGAUAUAAGAACCUCUGGUAUAUGGUAUGGUCUAGUUAUACAAUGAUGUCAAUAAUAAAGCCCUUGUUUUACUUCUCCUUGGUAUAUUAGACAUUACUACUCAGUGCUUUAUUGCUAAAACUUGACCCUGUUCACCAUAGUGUUCAGCUGAAGCAGGAACUGAGUUCUGACAGUAUAUAUUCUCUUUGCAGAUGAUAUGCUAAUAUUUUUCUUGAUUAUACACAGUGUACUGCUAGUGCCGUGGCAUGGAGUGGAAAUGAAAUGAGAUUGUAAAGUUAGUUUUAUAAGAGGUGGUAUCACCUGACUGUAUGAAGAGCAUAGAAAAGCACACAAGAAGAAGAAUGUAAGGUUAAAGGGGUAUUUCACUUUAUUUGGAACAUGUUUGUCUUUUAAAUACUCAGACCUGCACCUAAGUAGAAUCAAGGUAAAAGGCCUCAUUAACUGGUGUUAAAAGUCAUGUGUCAAGGUGUCAAGAUCAAGAUCAUACUUCUUGACUGGUUUCAUAAAAUAAUGUGAAUAAGGAAUGGUCCCAAUUGAUAUUCUACAUAGUUAUGAGUUUUUAAAAGUCAAAAUGUUCUACCAGAGUGAAAGUUCGCUUGAUGUUCAUUUGUUGAAGUGGGGAAUGCAUCAGUAAUAUGGUGCACUUUUUUAUAGUAGACAGUGUAAGGCAUGUACAGUGAAAGUAAUUGGGCUGGGUACUUUCAAAUUAUCACUCAGCCUGCUUUCAAUUAAUGUUUCAGAUGAAUACCACAGGCAUUUGAUGAAAUUUCACAGUGUUUUGAUUCCUUCGAAAUUUCAUGUUAUUGGCUUUUUACAACCACCCUUUGCAGUUUGAUUUUUAACCUAAAACCUAUGCCUGGGGCAUGAACAAUUGGUGAAUAGUACACCCUUAUAAGUGCCUCUCAUCUUUUGAGCACCAUUAUUUCCUCCCCUGCCAAAAUGCUAUGCCCCAGUUGUGCCCCAAAUUUUCUACAGUAUUUACUUUUUGCCAACAAUAUCUACAGGCAAUAAGAAGAAUGUCAGACAAUGUGUAUGUUGGAACUAAUUUAAUUUGCACUUUAUGGGAAAACUGUUGCCCUUUUGUUUAACUAAAAUGUCUAUAGGUGAUUGACUUUUUAGCGUCAAAGGUUUUCUUAAUGAUUUACUAUAUAAUUGCUAUAAUUACUGUGUUCCCUGAUGCUCAUUAUAUCACUACAUAUUCUCAAUGCUUCCCAUGGUGUAAAAUUUGACAGUUAAGCACAAGGCAUUGGUAAUAUUUUUAAAAACAAAUCAAAGCUAUAUAUAUGGAAAGCUAAAGCAUCACUGAUGUAGAGCACCAUUUCCUCAUGUACGGCACAACUAUACACCUUCAGAACGUAAGCACAGGGUUUUACGGAAAUCUUUUAAGACAGUAAGCAGAAGAUAUGAUUUUGUACAAGAGGUCAAUAAUACUAGCCCUAGAUGUCAACAAACUUCAGUCGGACAUUUUGUUGUGACAGCAUUUGUGGCAUUUCAGCAUUACUACCGAUUAGUACAAACAUUUGAAAACGGGUAUUGAUUUGUUGCCAAUAAACAAUAAAUACACAGUUGAUAGGUGUUUCCGCACAAAAUAUCUUCAUCAAUUCAAAUAAUUUGUUCUCAGCACUUUUGCAAUAGUAUUAUUUUAUCCUGGCCACAUCUUACAAAGCAAUUCUCAUUUAGCAGGAAGAAGCAAAGCACAGCAAACCAGCAAAGACGCAAAGAUUAAUUAAUGUGUUGUUACUCUACAAUGUCAGUUGGAACUCCAUCAACCAUGUAGUGAAGAGUGUAUGCAGGGACCAAUUUGUAAUGUCAAAUUAAAUCUUAGAACACAUUCAGUGUUCUUUAAAAUGGACUUUCAGAAACAGGUAUGAUUUAUUUAUAUACAGUAUACUACACACCAAUAUACACAGAAACUUGCAUUUGUACACACUGGUUUGUUGGAAUUGGCUCCAUCAUAAAAGUACUGCAUAAACCAUUGGUUUUAAGGAAUUCUAGCAAAUGUACAAAAGCAAUACCUGACACCUGAUAUUAUUAGCAAAAACAUCUUAUUUGCAUACACAAAUGCAUGGCGAUAUAACAACCAUAUAAGGUUGCACUGACAUCUAAAUGGUUUUAAGACACUUAAACAUGAUGGAAAAAACAUGUUUUGGUAUCUUUAAAAACCAAAGAAAUAAAGCAGAGAAGUGGGCGGGGUUAUAUCUAGGGCCAGGGCUCUGGUAGCAACAGUUCUAAUGUUUUCCUUGGUCAGAGAUACUUUUUUGGACUAGCAUUUCAAAUACUUUUUUUUUUAAAGCUGAGUUGAGUUGAUUUGAGUUGAGCUGCAACAAAGAGCAACUGUGCAGAUGAAGUCAAUGUUACAAGACUGUAUACAUCAAGAGUCUUGUUCCUGGUUGCCAGGAAGUUUGGAAUAAGCUUGAACUGAUUUCACAUUUCUAGCUGACAUCUUUGUCACAGCAACAGCCAGUGAGGCAUGUGGAUAUUAUAGUAUUGUGUUCCAUCUGACAAACCACAUUGAGGGAAUAAACUACUACUGUAGAGCUAUUGUGAGUUGAAAUUUAUAACCAAUAUAAUAGUAUCAGACAACAUCAUACCCAAGGUUUUAUGUUCAUGUAACAUUUAAGAUUUUUGUUUAAAGUAAACCUUCAAAUGCAAAUUUGCAGUGGGAAAAAUGCUUCUUAACAAUGGCCCCGCCCACUUUGCAACUGUAUACUUCUCAGGAAGUGGAAAAUAGGUACAUAGGUAUAUUUAUAGGGACAUGACACAUACGGUCUUAGGAAAAAAUGGUUUUCACUCCAAGUGUCAACAUACAAAAGCAGGUAUGCAGUUAUUAGAUGUUCCCCAGGUCAAAGACAAUUAUGUGACAUGUUAUUGGUAACUCACACAUAAGGUUUUAAACAAUUGAAUUGAACAAUGAACUGUUUUGUGAUUCAUUGAAAGCACAGUAAGAAUACUUAGCUAUUGAUGUGCUAUUGGUUUGUCUUUAAGACUGUCAUGUAUUAUGUUUGUGUUGAUGUUUUUGUAGUGUGUUAUCAAAUUCUCUAUUUUUGCAAUAAAACUUUUUAAAAAUCAA
This is a messenger RNA of Lates calcarifer (barramundi perch), 8676 nucleotides long. RefSeq names its product ephrin type-A receptor 5. Gene Ontology annotation, biological process: protein phosphorylation; cell surface receptor protein tyrosine kinase signaling pathway; axon guidance. The record is from RefSeq and is a predicted model, not a curated record. Gene Ontology annotation, molecular function: transmembrane-ephrin receptor activity; protein binding; ATP binding. Gene Ontology annotation, cellular component: neuron projection; plasma membrane. Lineage: Eukaryota; Metazoa; Chordata; Actinopteri; Centropomidae. The transcript has 19 exons. The coding region runs from base 186 to 3227 and encodes 1013 amino acids.